UGCUGUUCAAUAAAACUUCAGAAGUAAACAAUAAAACGGUCCCGAGAGAAGAAACGCGUGAAGAUUUGUGUGAAAAAAACCUAGAAUUUUGUGCGAAAUAAAAUCUUUUCCCUCAAGGAUGCCUGAACCGAGUGAUGAGCACAACUCAAAUUUGUACAUGCGACUGCAGCAAUCGCAACUGGUACGGGCCAACAUUCAGAACAUUUCACAGUACCUCAACACCGGCUUGAGCCCCGAAACGCUGGACAUCUGUGUGAAACUGCUCGAGGCCGGAGUACACCCGCAAUCUCUUGCCGAGUCCGUCAUACUCAUCCGUAACCAGAUGGCCGCACUCGAGAAUAAUGGAGACACCGCGCACUAAAUUGUAAAUAAAUGGGAAUUUA
Messenger RNA from Anopheles darlingi, 383 nucleotides. RefSeq names its product mitotic-spindle organizing protein 1-like. The transcript is spliced from 2 exons. NCBI's taxonomy places the organism in Eukaryota, Metazoa, Arthropoda, Insecta, Diptera, Culicidae. The coding region runs from base 119 to 361 and encodes 80 amino acids. The record is from RefSeq and is a predicted model, not a curated record. Gene Ontology annotation, biological process: gamma-tubulin complex localization; microtubule nucleation by interphase microtubule organizing center; mitotic spindle assembly. Gene Ontology annotation, cellular component: centrosome; spindle; gamma-tubulin ring complex.